GUCCGAGAGCCGCUUCCGGCCCUCAGCGGAAGCGUGGGGCGCCAGAGGACGACUCUUGGUAAAGAAUCGGCUCUCCGCUGGGCGCCCAACCGGAAUCAUGUCGAGUUUGGCGGUGAGAGACCCGGCGAUGGAUCGGUCCCUGCGUUCCGUGUUUGUGGGGAACAUUCCGUAUGAGGCCACCGAGGAGCAGCUGAAGGACAUUUUCUCGGAGGUCGGUUCUGUGGUCAGUUUCCGGCUGGUGUACGACCGGGAGACGGGCAAGCCCAAGGGCUAUGGCUUCUGUGAGUACCAGGACCAGGAGACGGCGCUGAGCGCCAUGCGCAACCUCAAUGGGCGCGAGUUCAGCGGCCGGGCGCUGCGGGUGGACAACGCGGCCAGCGAGAAGAACAAGGAGGAGCUCAAGAGCCUGGGGCCCGCGGCGCCUAUCAUCGACUCGCCCUACGGUGACCCCAUCGACCCGGAAGACGCCCCCGAGUCCAUCACCAGGGCGGUCGCCAGCCUGCCCCCCGAGCAGAUGUUCGAGCUCAUGAAGCAGAUGAAGCUGUGCGUGCAGAACAGCCACCAGGAAGCGCGGAACAUGCUGCUGCAGAACCCCCAGCUGGCCUAUGCGCUGCUGCAGGCCCAGGUGGUGAUGAGAAUCAUGGAUCCGGAGAUCGCUCUGAAAAUCCUGCACCGCAAGAUCCAUGUCACCCCGCUCAUCCCGGGCAAAUCUCAGCCCGUGUCCGGGCCCGGCCCUGGCCCGGGGCUGUGCCCGGGACCCAGUGUCCUGCUGAACCAGCAGAACGCGCCAGCACCUCAGCCGCAGCACAUGGCCAGACGGCCCGUGAAGGACAUUCCGCCUCUGAUGCAGACCCCUAUCCAGGGCGGGAUCCCGGCCCCCGGGCCACUGCCGGCCGCGGUUCCGGGACCCGGGCCUGGUUCCCUGACUCCCGGUGGAGGAAUGCAGCCCCAGGUGGGGAUGCCAGGCGUUGGUCCAGUGCCUUUAGAGCGGGGACAGGUGCAGAUGUCGGAUCCCCGAGCGCCUCUACCUCGCGGACCCAUGACUGCCGGUGGCCUGCCUCCUCGAGGGCUGUUAGGAGAUGCGCCAAACGACCCCCGUGGAGGGACUUUGCUUUCAGUCACGGGGGAGGUAGAGCCUAGAGGCUAUCUUGGCCCGCCUCAUCAGGGUCCCCCCAUGCACCAUGCGUCCGGUCACGACGGCCGUGGCCCUUCCUCCCAUGAGAUGAGGGGAGGGCCAUUAGCAGAUCCCAGACUGCUAAUUGGAGAGCCCCGGGGACCCAUGAUAGAUCAGAGGGGUCUCCCGAUGGAUGGUAGAGGCAGUAGAGAUUCUCGAGGGAUGGAGCCUCGAGCCAUGGAGACUGAGGUCUUAGAGACGCGAGUAAUGGAAAGAAGAGGAAUGGAGACCUGUGCAAUGGAGACCAGAGGGAUGGAAGCGCGAGGCAUGGAUGGAAGAGGAAUGGAGAUAAGGGGCCCUGGCCCCAGUUCCAGAGGCCCAAUGACUGGUGGAAUCCAGGGUCCAGGGCCCAUUAACGUGGGGGCAGGCGGUCCUCAGGGACCCAGGCAGGUGGCAGGCAUUUCAGGGGUGGGUAAUCCUGGAGCGGGCAUGCAGGGGGCGAGCAUACAAGGAACAGGUAUGCAGGGGGCGGGCAUGCAAGGAACAGGUAUGCAGGGGGCGGGCAUGCAAGGAACGGGCAUGCAGGGGGCGGGCAUGCAAGGAGUGGGCAUGCAGGGGGCGGGUAAGCAAGGGGGCGGCCAGCCUAGCAGUUUUAGCCCCGGGCAGAGCCAGGUGACGCCGCAGGAUCAAGAGAAGGCGGCUCUGAUCAUGCAGGUCCUGCAGCUGACUGCCGACCAGAUAGCCAUGCUGCCCCCUGAGCAAAGGCAGAGCAUCCUCAUUUUAAAGGAACAAAUUCAGAAAUCUACUGGAGCUUCUUGAAAGGCUAUAGGAAGUGUCGGAAGCGUUUGGCAGUAGCCUCCAGUUUCUUCUGUAGUCUGGGGAAGGGGUGCCGAACGCCCACCUCUGCAUCCCACACUUGAAUGAGGGGUUCCCUCCCAGAACGUUAGUUCCCCUUGUUGUCUUUGUAUUUUUUUCUGUUUUCCUUUUUACUUUAAUGGGGGGGAGGAAAGAGUGGGUCUGUUCACUUUUAUUCACUGUAAAUAUACAGAAGUAACUGAACGUGGUUAUGUUAUACCAAAUAAGAUUACAAAGGAUAUGCAGCAACACGAAAAGAGUCUACGAUACGUUAACUACAUUUUUUAAAUAUUGAGUAAAACAAUGUGAAAACUGCACAUGAUACUAAAAUGUGACCUGUUAAGAUGGUGAUGUACUAAGAUAGUUUAAGAUUCUUGGUUGUGUAAGAAAAUAAAGACGUUUACCUCAA
This is a messenger RNA of Hyaena hyaena (striped hyena), 2378 nucleotides long. It is a transcript of the gene CSTF2T, whose product is annotated as cleavage stimulation factor subunit 2 tau variant. Gene Ontology annotation, molecular function: mRNA binding. The coding region runs from base 98 to 1933 and encodes 611 amino acids. Lineage: Eukaryota; Metazoa; Chordata; Mammalia; Carnivora; Hyaenidae. The record is from RefSeq and is a predicted model, not a curated record. Gene Ontology annotation, biological process: mRNA 3'-end processing. The transcript has a single exon. Gene Ontology annotation, cellular component: mRNA cleavage and polyadenylation specificity factor complex.